AUGCAAGCAAUCAGCACAAGUCAAACUGCCAAUGCUUCAACCAGCCAGCCAGACAGUUCAAACAAAGAAAAUGUUGAAAACUCCGAUUCUGGGAACAACAAGAGGUGGCAGCUAANACAGACAGAAAAUGUGGAAAACUCCGAUUCUGGGAACAACAAGAGGUGGCAGCUAAGCGACUUUGAAAUUGGAAAGCCACUCGGAAGAGGAAAGUUCGGCAAUGUUUAUUUGGCGCGGGAGAAGAAGAGCAAGUACAUCGUUGCACUAAAGGUGCUCUUCAAGUCCCAGCUCAUCAACAACAAUGUGCACCACCAGCUAAAGCGAGAAAUCGAGAUUCAAUCUCAUCUACGACAUUCUAAUAUUCUUCGACUUUUUGGAUACUUUUACGACGACACACGCGUGUACUUGAUUUUAGAGUAUGCACAAAAGGGCGAACUGUAUACGCUUCUGCGAAAUGCAGGUCGCUUUGAUGAGAAGCAAGCAGCAAUAUACCUCUCGCAGUUGAUUGAGGCUCUCAGGUACUGUCAUGAGCGAAACGUCAUUCACCGAGACAUCAAGCCCGAGAACAUUCUGGUCGAUGGAAAGGGUCAGGUGAAGAUUGCCGAUUUUGGGUGGUCUGUGCACGCACCAUCCUCUCGCCGGGACACCAUGUGCGGCACCUUGGACUAUCUCGCUCCGGAGAUGAUCCAACACCGACCUUACGAUCACACCGUUGACCUGUGGUGCCUUGGCAUUCUCGCUUUUGAGUUUCUCGUCGGAAAUCCGCCAUUUGAGACGCAGAAUGCCACUGAAACCUACAAACGCAUUGUUACUCUGAGCUACCGAAUUCCCGACUUUGUGAGCGAGCUUGCUCAAAACUUUAUAAAACGCCUAAUCGUCAAAGAGCCCAUGAAGCGAAUGUCAUUGCUAGAAGCACGACACCACCCUUGGAUCAAGAUGCACACCACUUCUGGACGUUAA
Rhagoletis zephyria (snowberry fruit fly) is the source of this 957-nucleotide messenger RNA. NCBI's taxonomy places the organism in Eukaryota, Metazoa, Arthropoda, Insecta, Diptera, Tephritidae. The record is from RefSeq and is a predicted model, not a curated record.